ACAAAAAAUGUUAACAAACGGCACAACAUAUGCUAUAACAACGUUCACACUAUCUUUGAUUCGCAGUCCGUGCAUUCAAAAAGUAGGACCGUGGUGAUACUUUCUAAAAAAUAUCCAACCAGUUUCGAGAGUACCGGUACAAUCGUUAUACAUUGCACGUUUGAUGCAGAACAAGCAACAGGUUUGUUUGUAUGGUGUGUUUAAAGAAGCAAUGGAAAUCGUUUAAUGCGAACGUAUGAACACAUGUAAAUGUUGAUUGUGAUGGCAUUUUGCGUAGCGAAAGGGUAUUAUGUCAGCUGUACGCGUGGAUUUUAAACAAUCGUUUUCUGAUAUUGAUAAGUACGCGAACUAUAAUAUUGUAUUAAUAAUGGUACCUGCAUUAUAAAUUACCUUAAAACCUAGUUAAGUUUUUUUAGACAUACUAAUAGUCGGCCGGAAGGAAUAUUUCCGUGUUAAAUAAAUAACUGUAAAAAUCUACAUAAUAAAACAAGGAUGGGCAAUUCAUCGUUUUAAAUAGUUUAAAUGUUGACCUAAGUAGAUACCUAACUAACGUCCAUACAUGAACAAAUAAAAUUUACCUAGGUACGUAUUUAUUUCCGACUUCUUAAAAAGGAGGUGACUUAAUUCGCUAACUUGCGUUAAAAUUUGGAUACCCAACUUAGAUGAAAUUGAUCGUAAGUUAGGUAGUUUGUUGAGGUUUUUAAAAUUAACCUAACUGCUUAGAAUAACUCACUAAAAGUAUUUUAUUUCUCGCCGCGUCAUUCUAAACGUAACCUCCCUCAGUGCCGAGUGGCCGUUCGUACAGGUGAAAUAUGUCGAAGAGGGCUUAUUUACCACAAUAUACAAGUCCGAAUAUAACAUUGGUGCCGAACGUGUCCUUCGCCCCACCACGUAAAGAGUAUGUUGCGAACCCCACAAAUAUUAGUUUAUUUAGUUGUGAUCCAAGUGCCGUUGCCGCGGGUGUUAGUAGAAGAAGUAGCAUAAAUUAUAGUAAUUUGAGGCAGAUUGUUGUGGAACCCAGCUUACCCAGCAGUGACGAGAUUAUUUCGCAUGCAGGCGCUUCAGUUAAUCCGGAUAACCAGACGUUUCAACAUCAAGAUACCAAUAGUAUGGAUCAUUCACUAACUUCAAAUAAUACAAAUCCAGGCAUUAAAGAACUCUCUUCGUCAUUGUACAAAUCAAGAAACAAUUUAGUUGAUUUCACAGGUUUUAACUUACUUAAAAGAGAUGGAAUGAGUUUGACAAAGAAUAAAAAUGAUCUCAAAAUAAAUGACGCUAAACGUGCAGAGAUAACUGUAACUUCUAAAAAACAACAAAGUGAAGCUGAUAAAAAAGUUAGCAAACCCAAAGAAUUUACCGCAACUCAGGUUAGUAGCAAGAAAAGUGUUAACAAUAUUAAAAGUAAUGAGACCAAUCAAAGCAUACCUAAUACAAAGGACUCAAUGGAAAAAUAUUUUAAGCAGCUUUGGGAACGUAAUGUGGACAAAAAAGUUGUAAAGACUAAAGAAACUUCAAAACAUGAAACGACCGAAAGAAUACAAAGUCCAAAGCGUAAUAAGCCAAAUGCAAAAGCCAAAAACUUAGCAUUACCUAGUCAAAGUAAAAUAAAACAUAAAAAGGAUAACUCAGACGCCAAGCGUUCAGAAACUAAAUCAAAGAGCUCAAAAAAGGAUACUGAGAAUAAAAGUAAAACAAAAACUGUCAGUAAGUCUAAAAGUGAGACUAAACCUAGCAUUUUGGUGAAAACGACUACCUCUUCUAUCUCACCCCCUCACAACAACAAACCUCAGCUUAAUUCAUCCUCAUCAAAGGAUAUAAAACGUAAAGAUUUUAAACUAGACCCAAAACGCCAAAAUGAUAGUCAACCUAAUAGUGCAAAAAAAGUUGAACAGAAAUCAAUAAAAUCAAAGAAAACAAAUUCUGAAAAGAAAACAAGUUCUUCGCGGAAGCCGAUUGUACAGCCCAAAGCAACUAAUGAAGAAAAAAAGGACAUCAGUACCAAAGAAAAAGCUAGUAAUGUUUCUACCAUUACUUGUAUUAGCAACAAUAAUACUCUGCCGAACAAAAAUAAAGACGAAAAACAAGAUCUGCCAAAAAUAGGUCGUAAGAGAACGAAAAGUGAAGUAUACAAGGAACAGGACAACAUGUCAAUAACUGUAGAACAAGGAGUGAAAGUCAGUUCUACGACAAUGGCGAAAUAUGAAGCCCCAGUGAAGAAAUCCAAGCCUAAGAAACGUAAAAGAAUAAAAUUAGUCAUUAAUAUAGAAUGUCCGUCUUCGGGCGACUCUGAUUCUGAAGGUGGUAUCGAAUAUACCCGACGAUCACCAGACGAUUGUUCCUUUCUUGAUGAUUUUGAUGUCGAUGAAAUUGUUGAAUGUCUUGACUCAUGUCGCGAGCCAUUUGAAUAUAAGAAAGUAAUGCCUCCAAUAAUUGAGGACACAAAAACGAAUAAUAUGUUAACAAAUAUUCAAGUAGUACAACCAAAAGAAAAAUUAAUCAAUGAUUUUAAUAUUAAAGUAAAAUCUGAUAUAAAAGAAGAAGUUAUUGUCAUAGUUUCAGAUUCAGAGAAUGAUGAUUCGGAACCAGGAAAAGGAUUUAAAGCAACACAAAAUUGUUGUGUGAAGCCAAUGGAGGUUGAUUCAAAUCAAAAUAUUAAAGUUGGAAUACCAUUUCAAGAACAGAGCAAUAUAGUUCAUAAUCCAAAAGAAACCGAUAUUAAAAAUAGUGCCAAAGAUAUCAUUAAUAUUAUUAACUAUAACGCACUGAAAUUUAAGGUUAAUACUGACAACAACGAGGCAAUUUUCUCAAAAUCUGGUGAUAUUAAAGAAACUUCUCUCAAGGCAGGAUUGAAUAGUACAGAAGAUAACGAAGACAUUCAAAUAGACGCUAAUCCUUCUAAUCUGGAUGAGUAUACUGUGAAGUGUGAUACAGUAGAACCGCAUAAAGGGAUCAGUGACAUUAAUCAACAAGUUGAGACUAAGAACGACACUGUGCCAGCGAGUGUUGGCAAUAACGAUCAAUCACCAAUAAAGUUCACUACUACUCAAGAUAGAGGCGACAUUCAAAUUGAUGUCAAACCAGUAAUAGAUGAACACAUAGUCAAGGAAGUUGUAUCUUUACAGAAUCAAGCACACAAAACGUUUACUGAUGUCAAUCAGAAUGAAAUUAUAACUUCCAUUUCGCCCGAGAUUACUUAUAAAGCAAAUGAAGUAGACAUUUCGGCUUAUAAUAUCUUUUCCAAAAAUACUUUAAGUAUGGACGAUUCAAAUGCAAAAGAAGAAGCGACUGAUUUAGCCGAAGAAAAUGUUGAAAUCAACAUUGAAAAUACAAUUAUAAAUAAUAAUUCCUUGCCAAUAUCUAAACAAGAGCGCAAUGAAAAUACAGAAAUAUGCAAUGACAUUUUAGAACAACCGACAAAAACGUGUGAUAAUAUUAGUAAACAAUCUGAUACUGUGCUUGAACCUGAUUUAAGAGACUGUCUAUCAAAAACUGAAGAUAAGUCAGAAACUAAUUUACCUACGAUUGAAAUAAACCAAAAAAUAAAAGAUUUAGCCAAAUUAAAUAAAUCAGGCAAGAAUGUUUGCGAAGGAAAUACAAAUAUUCAAAAAGAUAUAACAAAUCAUAAUUCUAUAAAUACUUUAGCUCAAACUAAUGAAUCAACAGUAAAAGUUAAAACUAAUUCUAAUUCGGAAAACUCAUCUGAUCUAAUUGAACAAAAUGAAAAAACAGCCCCAAAACCUAAUAAAGCAGAAACAGAGAAACCUCAGCCGCAAAACGUUAAGGGGAAACCUAACGCAAAAAAUCAAAAUAAUUCUACAUCUAAUCUGCAGCAGGCAGACACCAACAAUAAAGGGACAACCACAAACGAAUGUUUAAAGAAUAAAACUGAGGAAAACACUAAUUUCAAAACUAUAGUAGUGCCAGGGAAAAGUGCCGUAGAAACUGCAAACAACAGGAUAGUGCCAAAACCGCAUAAUAAAAAACAAAGUGAUAACUUAUCUGAUGGCAAUUCACAACAGAAUCAGGAUAUGAAUAUAAAAUCAAUGACUUCAAAACAAUUUAUGGCACAUUUGGAAACUAGGAUGUUUCAAUGUUUUCAUUUUAAGUUCAAAAUAACAUCCAUCAUCCAUAAUGGUUCUUUUUCAGUGAUUUAUAAGUGCAAAGAUGAUCAAGAUGAAGUUUUCGCCGUCAAAGUUCUCAAGGAUUAUGUACGUAGAGGCCGAGCAAUAUCCAAAAUGUUAAAUAAAAUACAAAAUUAUGUAUCCAUAGACGGUACUACUAUUCUCUACAUGAUCAAUAACUUUAAAAUGGGCGAUAAUUGGUGUUUUAUGACUGAACAUUAUACAAGGAACUUGGCACAAGCUCUGCGAGAAAAAAAGCGCACUUUGCAUAUAGAUGUAGUGCAGAGGUUGGGUUUACAGUUAGUGUCCGCUGUUGAGAUGUUAGCGAACAACAACAUCAUACAUUCAGACAUAAAACCGGCACAUAUACUAGUCAACGGAGAAUGUUCAAAACUAAAACUAUGCGGCUUUGACAGCAUGAGCUACGGUGAUCAAAUAAGAAUUCUACCGAAUACGGGUACUGUCCCUUACCGAGCGCCUGAAAUCAUAUUAGGGUACUUCGCAGACCAUAGGAUAGACGUAUGGUCAACAGGCUUAGUAAUGUACGAGAUGGCAACAUCUAACAAAUUGUUCAAAGGAUCAUCUAACAACGAAAUCUUAUACAAACAGAUUUGUACAUUGGGAAGUUUUGAAUCUGACAUGAUAAAUGCAUCGAGAUUCAGUUACAAACAUUUUUCUGGAACGAGUUUUAUUCAACACUGUUGGAAGAAUGGAAAAAUUUCGCAUUCCAAACUAAUACAUAGCAUCCAUAGUAAUAAAAAUUUCCACGGAGAAAUAUUUAUGGCCUACAAACAGAAUUGGGAACGAUUUCGUAAUAAGUGGCAAGUAACCGAGGAUUUAGCCAAGAUUGAGAAUUUCUAUGAGUUGCUGAAAAAAAUGUUGACUUUGGACCCCCGACGUAGGCUGCCAAUACAGUUCAUUGGCGCCAGCGAGUUUUUUUAUGGCCUAAACUAGUUAGUCUAAGACUUAAAAAUCUGUUAAUAAGUGUUUUUAGUUCCUAUGUUGAUCAAAAGUUAUUUUUAAUUGUUUAUUUCGUAAGAGUCUCACGAAAAAAUUACAUCUUUAAUUUUAUUCAAAUUUUUAUUUACAUACUACGUAACGUAUGCCGCAACUUCUGAUUGGACAGAUUUCUUUGAUAAUCAUAAGUUUAAUGUUAAGUGUAUUUAUUUAUAUAUGUUACGAAUUAAAAGAUAUUUAUAUUAACUGUUUUUUUCUUUCUAGAAUGGUUGCGUGUUAAGUAGUGUUAAUAUACACAGUAUAUAGUACCUACGGGUACAGAAAACCACUUCCAAUGCGCUUGCCUGCAGUACAAAGCAUCACUUUUGCCGGUAUGGAAUCGAGGCACCAUUAGCACUGUUACGCGAAGCUCGGUACAAUUCGCUAUAACCGCAAUCAUUUUUAAAAGUAAAGUCUUUUAGUAUGCCCAAUAAAUUCGCAAUUGAAUCUAGCUGACACAAAAUAAGUUUUUCUUCAUAACUAUUCUCUACAGUUCGCAGCUAAAGGAACAAGAAAAUCAUUACACUUUUAGAUUUUUCUGAUAAUUGCCUCAGAAAUAGUAUACUGGUAACAUUCCUGAACGCAAACAGACCAGAUUUAAAAUUGCACAAUCGUACACUGUUAUCGAUUUCGUUAAGACAGUUUCCACUAAUAAAGCAUACUAUAAUGCUUUAUUACACAGAAGCCAAAUAAAGUAAGAAAGAAGUAGAUAAAUAUUACGCAAUAGCGCAAAACAUAGACUCCUUAUUAAUAUACAAUUAUCCGGUGGUUCGCGAUGCCUUACUAAUUAAAAGUUAUUCUCUGUAACUCCUCAACAAGUCAUUAUGAGCGACAAAUGAAGUAAUGCGAUUUAAAAUGAACGAUUUUUUUUGUCAAAUAUGUUCAAAUUCAAUAAUUCUGCUAUUCUUUGACUGAUCUCGGUGUGAAUACAGUGAUUUAAAAAAAGAUAAGGACAUAUUUACACUAUAAGUAGGAUAUGUAUUUAAUUUUAAUUGAUUUCAGUGGAUGUGAAAUUUCCUAUUUGGUUGUCCUGAGAAGUAAAUUCAAACUGAGGCGUCAAUGUUUGUACCAUUCUCCUUCGCAUCUAUUCUAUAAUGUUUCACUCUCAUUUCUAAAUGCAUAGUUCAGCAAUCAUUAUUUUAAAAAGUAACAAUGAACUUCAUUGUCCCCCCGCGACACA
Molecule: messenger RNA, 6297 nt
Organism: Trichoplusia ni (cabbage looper)
Lineage: Eukaryota; Metazoa; Arthropoda; Insecta; Lepidoptera; Noctuidae
Product: probable serine/threonine-protein kinase dyrk2
Exons: 7
Coding region: 813-5075 (1420 amino acids)
Biological process (GO): protein phosphorylation; intracellular signal transduction
Cellular component (GO): cytoplasm; nucleus
Molecular function (GO): ATP binding; protein serine/threonine kinase activity
Source: RefSeq, a predicted model, not a curated record